Mya arenaria is the source of this 2710-nucleotide messenger RNA. Its product is annotated as fibropellin-1-like. Gene Ontology annotation, cellular component: plasma membrane; protein-containing complex. The record is from RefSeq and is a predicted model, not a curated record. Gene Ontology annotation, biological process: establishment or maintenance of epithelial cell apical/basal polarity; heterophilic cell-cell adhesion. Gene Ontology annotation, molecular function: calcium ion binding. Lineage: Eukaryota; Metazoa; Mollusca; Bivalvia; Myida; Myidae. Bases 15 to 2273 code for a protein of 752 amino acids. The transcript is spliced from 19 exons.
UCUUCAUUUUACAUAUGAUACAAUUUAGUGCUAAAAUGGCUAUAUGGUUGGUCUUUCUUUUAUCAGUCCUCCUAGAUUGUAAUGCAGAGGAGCCGCAUCUUCUUGUAAAACGAGGAGCUAGACCCGAAAACUGCUAUCACAAUUGCAACGGAGAACAUGAAACAUGCAUUUACACAUCGCAGACUCAGUAUUAUUGUCGAUGUGAUGUGGGAUGGAAAGGGGAACACUGUAAUAGUAUAGACUGUUCCUACUCUGGCUACUGCAUAAAUGGUGGCACGUGCAACCCGAGUCCCGAUCAAACAAACUACACAUGCAAAUGCGCCAACGGAUGGACCGGAAACAAAUGUCAGACUGUUGACUGCUCAUAUGUCGGUUACUGUUUAAAUGGGGGCACGUGCCAUUUGACUUUGGGAGGUGCAAAUCACGCUUGCACAUGCGCCCCGGGAUGGACGGACAUCAAUUGCCAUAUCAGAGAUUGUUCAUACAGUGGCUACUGUGUCAAUGGCGGGACCUGCAGUUUGAGUAACGACAGAUCCAACUUCAGUUGCAAAUGUGUGGACGGUUGGACGGGGUCUAACUGUCAGAAAAGAGACUGUUCGUACCAUGGCUACUGUGCAAACGGUGGCACGUGUCAUCUGAGUUCCGACGGAGAGAGAUAUUAUUGCAGUUGCGCUUCGGGAUGGACGCACAGUAACUGCCAAACAAGAGAUUGUUCGUACAGCGGCUACUGUGUCAAUGGCGGGACCUGCAGUUUGAGUAACGGCGGAUCCAGCUACAUCUGUAACUGUGCGGACGGCUGGAAAGACAAUAACUGUCAAAAAAGAGACUGUGUAACGGGCAGCUAUUGUAACAACGGGGCUUCAUGUUCUGAAGUGGCUAGUGGAUACGAUUAUCAAUGUACAUGUACCAGCGGAUGGAAAGGAAGAAACUGUCAUCUUAUAGAUUGUGCUACGGGGAAUUAUUGUGCUAACGGAGGAACGUGUUCUGGUGUCUCCAAUGGGUACGAUUAUCAGUGUGCAUGCACAAGCGGUUGGAAGGGAAGAAACUGUCAUCUCAGGGAUUGUGCAACAGGAAGUUAUUGUAACAACGGGGGCACCUGUUCUGAAGUUUCCAACGGGUAUGAUUACCUUUGCGCAUGCACUAACGGGUGGAAGGGGAGAACCUGUCAUCUACGAGACUGUGCGACGGGAAGUUACUGUAACAACGGGGGUACUUGUUCAGAAGUCUCCAAUGGAUACGAUUAUUUUUGCACGUGUACCAGCGGAUGGAAAGGACUUAACUGCAAACAUAGAGACUGUUCAUACACUGGCUACUGCAUAAAUGGUGGCACGUGCAUCCAGAGUUCCGGUCAAACAAGAUACACGUGCACAUGCGCCAAUGGAUGGACCGGAAACAACUGUCAGACUGUUGACUGUUCGUACAGCGGCUACUGUGUCAAUGGCGGCAGCUGCAGUUCGAGUAACGGCGGAUCCAGCUAUACUUGCAGCUGUGCAGGCGGUUGGACCCGACCGAACUGUGAAACAAGAGACUGUACGUACAGCGGCUACUGUGUCAAUGAUGGGAACUGCAGUGUGAGUAUCAAGGGAUCUAGCUAUACCUGCAGCUGUGCAGACGGAUGGACAGGCGAUAAUUGCCAGACAAGAGACUGUUCUUAUGGAAGCUACUGUGUAAACGGAGGAACGUGUUAUCUUAGCUCAGACGGCACAAGUUACACGUGCUGUUGCUCUGCAGGAUGGACAGGAGUCAACUGUCAAACAAGAGAUUAUGGAGAUGAACCAAAAGACAAUGUUUCUACACAAGCACCUACUAACAAUGAGGAUUCGAUUAUUUAUUCCGUUGUUACGCCGAUUGCCGUCGGUGUUGGGCUUGGCUUGUGUGUUCUUGGUGGUGGACUGAUAUAUUGCAAGAGGACAGGUAGACUCUGUUUCUCACAUCGACCCGAUGGAGCAAACAAAGAAAGCGACCAAACCAAUUUGUCAACUAUGUCUAAAAGGGACGAGUGCAAGGAUGACGAUGAAGAGUAUACGACUAUUGACAGAUAUGAUAAUUUUGGAAUGAGUCUCAAGGCCGUUUAUAAUCAAAUCGAAGACAUAAAUGGCGGUGAAAUGGAUACAAACAAUUCAAAAACGGACAAUUGCGGUACAUAUUUGAAAUUGGGAAAGAGAAAAAGCAGGUCUGAUGCAAGCAAUGAUCUUGAUGGCUAUCAAUACUUGAAUUGCGAACAGGAGAAUGAGGGAGUUGUUGUGUAUAACAACUUGCUAUUAAAUCCCUGAUAUAUUUGCUAAAAAACGGAUCAUCAUUAUGAGACUGUUAUCGUUUUUCGCUUUACUAAAGGGCGAUACGUUUUCCAUAUAUUUGUUAAGAUGUUAUCUAUAGCAUCACUUUUAUUUUGUUGAUUUUUGUAAUAUCAUUAUUAAUACUAAGUAAGAUUUCUUAACAUGGUUGUGUCUGUAGUUCUAUUACAUACAUGGUUACAAUUAUAGAAGAUGUCUUCUGCACGUGAUCGAAAAGAAAAUACCAGGUUAUAUUCCGGAUGAUACAGAGUAAACUUAUUGUGUCUUUGCUCACCCCUUCGGUCAAGAUAUAAUAAUGUUAUUUGUAAGUUCAGUGUAUACUAAUUUCCAUUAACUCGAUUAUGACGAUUAUUUUGAAUGAUGAUCUAAAACAUGUUUAUAUUUGUUUCGUAAGGUAAUGCCGCUGAGCUCCAAUA